Dipodomys spectabilis (banner-tailed kangaroo rat) is the source of this 1258-nucleotide messenger RNA. RefSeq names its product chromosome unknown C13orf46 homolog (gene CUNH13orf46). The coding region runs from base 355 to 969 and encodes 204 amino acids. The record is from RefSeq and is a predicted model, not a curated record. The transcript is spliced from 7 exons. Lineage: Eukaryota; Metazoa; Chordata; Mammalia; Rodentia; Heteromyidae.
CUUCAAGAAUGAAGGUACAGUGCAGAGCUUCUGGGUAGGAACACAGUCGUGAGGCUGUUUCUGAUGGAAAGCCCCAGCGUGGACUUGGCCUGGGAACCUUUGUCUAGUGGAGAAACCAGUAAGUGUGGGGAAGUAGAAGAGAAACUCCCAAGUAGAAGAGACUCCAACCCUUGAGCUGCAGGGGCCUCGGGGCUGCCAGCCUUUGACCCUCAAGCCUGAGGUGACAUCAUAGCUGUGCCGUGGCAACGGAGGCCUGGAGCACAUUCUAGAAGAGACAAGGUGAGGAGAGGCUGGCCGCGAUGCCCUUGGUCUGAGGUGGUACCCUGGCAGUGCCUUCCUCCACGUGGGGUCAGGAUGGAGAAGGAUACCACCACGCACAGGAGGCACCGGCCUGGCCCCGGGGCCCUGCCCCCAGGAAUGGUCCCCGGACAUCUCAAGGCAGCCAGCGAUGGGGCAGAGCUCCACAGAAGCAGGAGCAUGGGUGGCCUGCACCAGAAGGGGGACCCUCCAAGCCACGUCAGGAAGCUGCGCAGAGAGCCAGAGUCUGAAGACCUGGGGAAGGACCCAAGAAGUGGAGUAGAGGACAUCAUCUGCCAGGCAAGCCUAGAGGAAGACAAGAAAGAAAAAAGUCUAGAUACACGGGGAAAGCUGGAGCCGGACCAUAAGAGUGGGAAAAUAGAGCCAGAGAGUGAGAAGAGUGAUUCUGAAGUCAGCGCCAAGGAGGAGCAGGAUGGAGAGUUCAAGGGAAGACGCACCCCAGAGGCUGAGAAACCAUCAGUGUUUGUGGAGAUUGAUCUGGAAGACCAUGUCGAGGAGGAGCUCAUCUGUGGCGUAGCAGAAGAGAAGCGGCCUGAAGUGGACACAGGGGACUUGUCGGAGGAUGAAACAAGGACCAGCUGGGUGUGCUGCAUCCCAUACCCCAUGAGGAGGAGGGCGCGAGACAGCACAGCAGCCCCGGAGAAGUCCUAGGAAUAGACCAUCCAGGACGUCGGUGGCUGGAGCUUCGUGGUCACCAUCACAGAACUUCAACUCUUCAGCGAAUUAUUCACUAGAGGACAAGCUAGAAUGUGACACGUGUUUGCUGAGCCAUCAAUGACCAUGCCCCGGGCUGCAGCUGGGGCUCAGGGCAGCCAACGACUCCACUGUGCAUCCCUCCGAGCCCUGAGGGAUGCAGACUCUCAUCUGGGCACCCCUGUCCUCAGACGGUGCUUGGUGGUGAGGGGCCCCCAAAGCACUUUCCCGCAUGAACCCCACAGAA